GUGACAUAAACGCAUGCAAUUUGAUUAUCACCUCAGCUCUCAGCUCGUGGAGGAGAAAGAAGCAGCUCCAGUUCUCUCUGGUCUGCACGACGAGCAAAGAUGAAGGACUUGGCGGGGCUGGGGCACCUGUUCGUGGUGACGUUCCUGUUCCACUUCGCAUCCUUCAUGGUGAUCCCGGCGGUCACCGACGUCACCAUGGAGGCCGUCUGCCCCGGCCGCGACGAGUGCUCCGUCGCCAUCUACCUCACCGGCUUCCAGAACGCGGUCACCGGGCUGGGGGCGCUCGUCGUCACCCCCAUCGUCGGCAACCUGUCGGACAGGUACGGCCGGAAGGCGCUCAUGACGCUGCCGGUGACGGUGGCCGUCGCGCCGCUGUUUAUACUGGCUUGCAACCGCUCGGAGGUGUACUUCUACGUGUACUACGUGGCCAAGAUCAUCGCCGGGAUCUUCUGCGAGGGCACCAUGCACUGUCUCUGCCUUGCCUACGUGGCUGACCACGUGGGCCCCAGGCGUCGCGCGGCAGCGUUCGGUCUCCUCUCCGGUGUGUCGGCAGCGGGGUUCGUGUCGGGGACCUUGACCGCGCGCUUCCUCCCAACUGCAUCCACCUUCCAGGUCGCCGCCGCCGUGGCCGUGGCGUCAGCGCUCUACCUCAGGGCCUUCCUCCCCGACGCAGGCGGCGUCUCCUGCGCUGACGAAGCCUGCGAUCCGCUCCUCCAGGAUUCGUCCUGCACCUCGUCCGCAUCAUCCUCCGAUGAAGAGCUCUCGCCUCGGCUGCCGCCGCAUAAGAGCGGGCUGCCGUCUCUAUCCGACAUGGUCGCGCUUCUCACUAGCAGUUUGGCCUUGUCAGGGGCAGCAGUCGUCACUUUCUUUUACAGUCUAGGUGAACAUGGGCUUAAUACUGCAUUGCUGUACUACCUGAAGGCACAAUUUGGUUACAGCAAAGAUGAAUUUGCUAAUCUGCUUCUAAUUGCCGGUGCUGCCGGAAUGCUAUCACAGCUCACUGUAAUGCCUAUCUUGGCUCCGAUUCUGGGUGAAGAGGUGCUGCUUAUUGUUGGGCUGCUAGGUGGAUGUACUCAUGUUUUCUUGUAUGGCAUUGCAUGGUCAUACUGGGUACCUUAUUUUGCUGCAGCAUUUGUAAUUUUGAGUGCUUUUGUUCACCCAUCUAUAAGGACCAAUGUAUCAAAAAAUGUUGGAUCAAAUGAGCAGGGAAUUGCUCAAGGAUGUAUAUCUGGGAUUAGUUCUUUUGGAAGUAUACUAGGUCCCCUCAUAUUUACUCCUUUAACUGCAUGGUUUCUUUCUGAAACAGGGCCCUUCGACUUCAAAGGUUUCAGUAUUUUGUGUGCUGGCUUUUGCACCCUCAUUGCGUUUAUUAUCAGUUUGAGGAUGCGUGGAGCUCAAUCUAGUACGUGCAAGAAGACCACGGUUCAGCAUGAGCAAGCAUAACAGAAUAUAGUAUGGUGCCACUUACUGUUUUUUAUUCUGCCCAAGUACAUAGACAGAAAAGGACAGGAUGGAAAAAACGUCACUUGAAGCAAAAAAAAAAAAGGUAUAAUGACAGAAACUGCUAUAGAAAUAUGCUCGAUUUCGUAUGUUCAAAGAGAAGGAAUUUCUAUGCAAUUAGGCAUUUUAUCCUUCACUGGAAUGCUAAGCAUUGCAAAAUUGGCAACUGCCAUGCCGUCGAGCAUGUUCAGUCGUUUGUAAAUAUGUUCCUAAUAGAAAGUAAUUCAGUUAUUUGCAAAUA
This is a messenger RNA of Sorghum bicolor (sorghum), 1741 nucleotides long. Its product is annotated as hippocampus abundant transcript 1 protein. The coding region runs from base 100 to 1443 and encodes 447 amino acids. Lineage: Eukaryota; Viridiplantae; Streptophyta; Magnoliopsida; Poales; Poaceae. Gene Ontology annotation, molecular function: transmembrane transporter activity. The record is from RefSeq and is a predicted model, not a curated record. The transcript has 13 exons. Gene Ontology annotation, biological process: transmembrane transport.